Messenger RNA from Pochonia chlamydosporia 170, 219 nucleotides. RefSeq names its product AN1-like zinc finger domain-containing protein. Gene Ontology annotation, molecular function: zinc ion binding. NCBI's taxonomy places the organism in Eukaryota, Fungi, Ascomycota, Sordariomycetes, Hypocreales, Clavicipitaceae. The transcript has 2 exons. Bases 1 to 219 code for a protein of 72 amino acids. The record is from RefSeq and is a predicted model, not a curated record.
AUGCCCGGAAAGAAGAUUCGAUGCGGUGCCAAGGAUUGCCGAGAGCCAGUCCAACGUAUCUUUGGCGACUGUGGCUUCUGCAAUGGUCACUUCUGUGGCAAGCAUCGCCUGUUAGAGGACCACAAGUGCAGUGGACUUGAGGACUGCAAGAAACAGUCACACGAGCGUAACGCUGCACAGUUGGAAUCGGAGAGGACGCAGGUCAUCCGUGGCGUUUAA